This is a messenger RNA of Maylandia zebra (zebra mbuna), 510 nucleotides long. Its product is annotated as phosphatidylinositol N-acetylglucosaminyltransferase subunit Y. NCBI's taxonomy places the organism in Eukaryota, Metazoa, Chordata, Actinopteri, Cichliformes, Cichlidae. The record is from RefSeq and is a predicted model, not a curated record. Gene Ontology annotation, cellular component: glycosylphosphatidylinositol-N-acetylglucosaminyltransferase (GPI-GnT) complex. Gene Ontology annotation, biological process: GPI anchor biosynthetic process.
GUUACCUCCGAGCCCAUCUGCAAACAUGUUGUCCCUGUCUGUGAUGGUGGGACUGGUCCCCAUAGUGUCCCUCUUUGGUUUGUUCUACUCUGCGGCGGUGGAUGAGAACUUCCCUCAGGGCUGCACCAGCAGCAGCAGUGUGUGCUUCUACAGCCUGCUGCUGCCCGUCACCAUCCCCGUCUACGUCUUCUUCCACCUCUGGAGCUGGAUGGGGAUCAAGCUUUUCAGGCACAACUAGGCUGGCAACUCAACACAGAUGUGUUGAGUUGCCAGCCUCACACAGUUGUAAAACAUCUGUGGCUUUCAUUUCUUUAAGCCCUUUGGAGGAAGGUAAAGACGGAUGGUGCAUGGAUGCUUUUUAAAGCUGAAAAUAUUUUUGUGUCUCAUUUAGAGUAUGAGACACAGUAUGUUAGUCAAUACAGCUGUUAAACAAACCCCUGGAUAUCAUUUGCACAUAAAGUAGAAGGCUGUAUAUUUUCUGAGCAAAUAAUAAAAUUCUUUAUGCAAAUC